Messenger RNA from Mya arenaria, 1424 nucleotides. RefSeq lists its product as uncharacterized. The transcript is spliced from 2 exons. Lineage: Eukaryota; Metazoa; Mollusca; Bivalvia; Myida; Myidae. The record is from RefSeq and is a predicted model, not a curated record. The coding region runs from base 814 to 1197 and encodes 127 amino acids.
UCCUACAUAAUUUCUAAAAACUGUAAAAAAAAGUAAAUAUAACGCAUUUUAUAGAAAAGCAAAAAUAGUGAGAUUAGCUUAAUCCUGUUAUAAGGGACUUAAGAAGUUUUGAGAAAUUGGGGCCUGGAGGGCUUACGGACACACUGAUGAUUUGCAAUAUUUCAAACAAGAUUUUAGAGAGCUGUUUUAGCUGUACUUCUUUUGCUUAAAUAGAUAGGAGAACAUCAUAAUGAUUAUAAGUUCACAUUUAAACGUUUACAACGAACUCAUUUAUCACGUUGCUUACUUUAAUUUAAAAAAGAUCGGAACAAUCACCCAUUUAUAUAUGUAUUUAUAUAUUUGUUUCUAAAUGGGGCCAGAUUUACUGGCGUAAAGUGUUAGCAAAUAGAUCUUUAUUAUUUAAGGAUCAAAAACGAUUUGUAAAGGCUUCAAUUUAUUUCAUAAAAUAGGACGACAAAAUAAUAUAUUAGUUAGUACAAAUGAAUGCAGAUGGGUAAAUUGAUGGGAAAAUUAAAAAACAAAAUGUUCCAAUUCGAUUUUCAAUAUAUCUUUGCGCUAUCAGAGGUCCCGCCAAUAGCACAGCAUGACAGCGGGUAUCCGGGCAUCCAUCCAAAGCCUGUAAUCCCUCGUACUUGAGCAUAGAAAGAGACCAGAUCUACUCUGUACGCACAGAACAAUAAAAUAGUACAUCUUACAAAAGAGGAUAUAACUUUUAUUAACCAUAAAUUUCACAUCCAAGAGAUAUUAAAUGAUGUAAUGGUUUUUGAUUAACUUCGUCAGUUUUGUGAUUUGAAUAAAAGACUGACAAAAAUCAUGAUAAAAUUUCGCCUUUUUAUACUUGUGUGUGCAGUGACGGUGACUAUUUCCCGAGGACAACAGUGUCAGGUGGUACCGAAGUGCACGUGCGACUUUGACGGGGAGAACGUGGAUGUGGAAGAGCAGAGCGGCGGAAGUGAGAUGCUUGCCGGGACUGUUGGCGCCCUCGGAUCCGCGGUCGUCACCGGCGGCGGCUUAGGCGCUUGGGCCCUCCUGCGCGGCCGUACGGGCGUAACACCGGGGGACGAAGAGAUUGCAGCCACCGACGACGGAGGCGAGCGAAAGAAAGGACCCCCCGGCAAUAACGUUUACAAGGCGGGCAAAAACGACCCAAACAGCCAUAAAGUGUCGGGGAAAGGGAACCAGACAGGACCCAUCUGAUAUUCAAGACAAAAACUUCUUUAUGUAAAUAAUUCCUGUGUUUUCUGUGAAUUGCUUUUGUAAAUAAUACCAAAUAGGGAUACAUUUAAAAUCAGUUGUUUAGUUAUCAGCCAUGUACUAUCAUAUGAAUGUAACCAUCACAGCUUUUACCUGAAGCCUGUUCUGUAGGGAAAUUAUCAAAAAGCUCAUUUUUAAGCUGUUUUGUUUUUAAUAAAGAAAGAAAGUAA